Messenger RNA from Panthera uncia (snow leopard), 6304 nucleotides. It is a transcript of the gene BANK1, whose product is annotated as B cell scaffold protein with ankyrin repeats 1. Lineage: Eukaryota; Metazoa; Chordata; Mammalia; Carnivora; Felidae. Bases 603 to 2945 code for a protein of 780 amino acids. The record is from RefSeq and is a predicted model, not a curated record. Gene Ontology annotation, biological process: signal transduction; B cell activation; negative regulation of phosphatidylinositol 3-kinase/protein kinase B signal transduction. The transcript is spliced from 17 exons. Gene Ontology annotation, molecular function: protein tyrosine kinase binding; signaling receptor binding.
UUUCAAUCCACGUCUUAUUUUUUACCAGUUCUGACUUGGAGCAGGAGUGGGAAAUAAAUUUUAUACGGUUUUUAAAAUCACUUUGCAAUUUAUGAAUCUAGCCUACACAGUAUGGGCAAAAUGAAAUAUAUAAAAAAAAUCAACUGUGUAUCUUCAUCUACAUCUUUAUAUCUUUAUUUAUAUAAUCAGAUCCAUAUAUCUGUAUCUAUCGCUCCCCUUUCCCAGCAAGUGUCUACAUCUGGUAUCCCUAUUUCUUCCCGGAAGUGGGGACAAAGUGGAAGACCUAGAAUGGGACAAAAGCUGGAGUCACAGGUGUCGCAGCUCUAAGAUCUCCGGAGUGAACAGGCCCAGAGAGUGUUAGGAGAAACGAGAGCAGCCUAAAAAGCAGGCAAGCGCAAGCCCCUGGGCAGUUUCACUUCCUCAGGGCGCCUUCGCAAGGCCUCGUGGUGACCCUGUGGCCUGAGCCCACGGGCUGCGUUUCCGGGCCCUGCGGCCAGACCCGCCCGUGGUGGGCUGACGAAGGGGGGCGUCUAGAGACGAUCUCGCCGGGAAUCUCGGGCAGCAGAGUCCUGUCCGCAGGCUGCCUGGCUUCAGCCGCCGCGAUGCUGCCUGCAGCGUCGGGCCGGGCGGGCGGGAGCCGGGAGCGGGCCCCCGGCAGCCCAGCGCCCCCAGAAAAUACAAAAGACAUCCUACUGAUACAUGGAGAAGAUGCUGAGGAAUGGGCUCUGUACUUGAGGGAAGUUUUUUUACAUGUUGUGAAAAGGGAAGCGGUCCUGUUAUAUCGCUUGGAGAAUUACUCUUUUUGGGAUUUGGAAUUGCUGAGUUUAAACUCUUACAAAUGUAAACUUUUGAUCUUAUCAAAUAGCCUCCUUAAAGACCUAACUCCAAAGAAAUGUCAGUUUCUCGAAAAGAUACUUCAUUCACCAGAAAGUGUGGUUACUCUGCUGUGUGGGGUGAAGAGUUCAGAUCAGCUCUACAAAUUAUUAAAUAUCGUCAGAGGCAGAUGGGAGAUGUCUACCGAGCAGGAGCCCGAAGAUUACAUCGCUGUAAUCGAGAGUAUCAUAUUCAGAGGUUCUGAUGACUACCUUGAGGUCAAUAUUCCAACAGACCUAAAAGUGGAACAUUCUGGGGAAAUAAGUAAGAGACAGGAAAUUGAAGAAUUAUCAAAAGCUUCAAGAGAUACCAUACCACAGGCAAUUGUGCUUCCUGCUGAAAUUCCAUGUGAGAAUCCUGGUGAAAUAUUUAUUAUUUUGAGAGAUGAAGUCAUUGGUGAUACUGUGGAGGUUGAAUUUACAUCAAAUAGCAAAUGUGUUAGAACACAGCCAACCCGUUGGAAUAAGACAGUCUGGUGUAUGGAAGCUUUAGAUUUUCCUGCUGGGUCUGUCAAUGUCCAUGUCUACUGUGAUGGAGUCAUUAAGGCCACAACAGAGAUUAAGUACUCUACAAGUGCAAAGGCUGUGGAAUACCUAUUGGGAGUGGCAAGUCCAGGAGAUGGUGUGCGCCAGAAAGACAUUGACGAACUUGAUGAUAUUCUCACAUCCGUAUUCAAGCAUGAAAUACCAUAUUAUGAAUUUCAAUUGUUCCAACCUAACAUCAACCCUCAAAAAGAAUAUACUCAUCUCAAGGAACUUCCAACCCUUCUCCACUGUGCAGCAAAAUUUGGUUUAAAGAACUUAGCUAUCCAUUUGCUUCAAUGUUCAGGAGCAACCUGGGCAUCUAAGGUGAAAAAUUUGGAGGGUUCAGAUCCAGCACAUAUCGCUGAAAGGCAUGGUCACAAAGAACUCAAGAAAAUCUUUGAAGACUUCUCAAUCCCAGAAGUUAGCAGAAAUGAUCAAGAAAAUGACUAUGAAGAUGAUUUUACUUCAUUAUUUGCAUAUUCUUCUACCAUACAGAACCCAGCAUUUCAUCCUGAAGGUGGACAGACAUACAGGCAGUGGGCAGAAAGAGCUGAGGCAGAUGAACUGGCAAAGGAAGAUAAAGAGGGUGAAUCGAGCACAGAGGCCGAGCACAGCCUAGCAGAGGUUGGGGUUGGCACUUCUGCGAACCAGUAUGAUGAUGACUUCUAUGUGUUCGUUCCUGGAGACAAUCCAGAACAUACUUCACGAGAGCCACUCGUCAGCAACAGACCACCUCCCCCCCCUCCACGACCUGUAGCUGCUGCCUUCCCACUGGAAAAACCUCACUGCACAUUGCAGGCAGGGAAAAUGGUGGAAGGCCAAAUGGAAAGAAGUCAAAACUGGUGUGAUCUCGGAGCAAGACAGGAAACAGGAGGUGAGACCAAAGAAGAAAGGAGAGAAAAUGAAGAGGAGAAAGAGGAAGACCCAUAUACAUUUGCUGAGAUUGAAGACAGUGAUUAUGACAUGAUAUUGGCCAAUAUGAGUACAAAGAAAAAAAAUGGGAGUUGGUCUUUUAUCAUAAACAGACCUCCUGCCCCUACACCUCGACCCACAAAUAUCCCUCCAAAAGAGGAAACCACACCUUACAUAGCUCAAGUGUUUCAACAAAAGACAGCCAGAAGACAAUCUGAUGGCGACAGGUUCCACGGUCCUAAGAGACAAGACAGAGCUCGGCUGGAGAGUCAGGCCUUUUCCACUGUGAACUGCCUUGCUGCUGGGCAGGAAGAGCUCAUCCUUCUUCAAGAGAAAGUCAAGAAUGGGAAACUAUCUGUGGAUGAAGCCCUAGAGAAAUUUAAACAUUGGCAGAUGGGAAAGACUGAACUGGAAAUGAUUCAGCAGGAAAAACUACGCCAGCUACGAGAUUGCAUCAUUGGGAAAAGGCCAGAAGAAGAAAAUGUCUCUGAUAAACUCACCAUUGUGCACCAUCCAAAUGGUAACGAAAGUGCCCGCAAUGAAAAUAUGUUAUAUAACACACCCUUCCGCAAUAAGCUUCCUACUCGACUCCAAGCUGAAAAGGAAUUUGGUUUCUGUUGCAGGAAAGAUUACUAAAGAAGUAAGAACACUUAACAUGAGAAGCAAAAAUAGCAUUCAAGAUAAAGAACAUACCUCAUGCAAAAACCCCAAGAUCAGAAUGAACCGCACAUUUUCUGAAAAUGGAAAUAUCACUUCUAUGUUCUGAAUUGUGUCCCCCCAAAAAUUCAUGUCGACAUCUUAAUCCCCAGUACUUCAGAAUGUGACCACAUUUGAAGAUAUUGUCUUUGUAGAAGUAUUUAUAUUAAAAUGAGGUCCUAAACCAAUAUGACUAGUGUUCUUUUAAGAAGAAAUUCAGACACAGACAUGUACAGAUGAAAAAUGAUGUGAAGACGUGGGGAGAUGAUGACCAUCUAACAAGCCAAGGAGAGAGGCCUGGAACAGAUCUUUUCCUGAAGGCAUUCGGAAGAAACCAACCUUGCUGGGCAACUUAAUCUCCAAUUUGUAGCCUCCAGAACUGUGAGAAAAUACACUUCUAUCAUUUAAGCCAUCCAAUCUGUACACUUUGUUAUGGAAGCCCUGGCAAAUUAAUAGAGUCAGUGUGGUCAGGGUGUAGUGGAUAAGGGUGAGAGAAUGAGAUGAGUUUGUAGAGGUAAGUAGAAGAAACAUCAUGAAAGAAGUUUGAAUUUUAUUCUAAGUACACUGAGAAGCCAUUCAAAUGUUUUAAGCAGAAAAAUUCACUCUGCAAAACAGACAAUGGGUUGCAGAGAGGCAAGAGUAUUGACCAGGCAGGGGGGUUGUGAGGGAUUCACAAGAUGAUGGUGGCUUGGACUAGAGCGAUAACUGAGGUGAGAGAGGAGGCAGAUUUUAGACAUAUUUUGGUGAUAGAGUCAACAACUCUUGCAGAUGGGUUUGAUGUAGGGGUAAGAUAAAAGAAUAUGGGGAAUGCCUGAAUUUUUGGCUUGAACAAUUUGGUAGAGGAAAGUAUUUGCCACGAUGGAGAAGACAGAAGGAUAGAUUUGAUGGGUUGUAUGACAUUGGACAAGGUAAUUAACCUAAUUCUGAGUUUCUCAUGGGUAAUAUGGAGCAAAGAGUACAUGCUGUUUCAUUGGGUAGUUGUGAAAAUUAAAAAAUUAUGCUUAUGGAACACCUAAAACUUAGUAAAUACUCGAUAAACAUUGAAUUAGCAGCACUAGCAGCAUCCUUAGUCAGUUAUCUUGAAAUGCAACAAGCAAUUAGGUAAAAUUGGAUUCCGUGUCACCAAGGACAUUAUAAUCGAGGUGGUAAUAUAUACAGAAGAUAAUAUUUUAUUUAAAAAUAAAUUUCAGAUUAUAUGCCUAAAGCCCUUUAAUCCAUGGGGACCUGUGUCAUAUUCUGACGAAGUUAAACUUUAGACACUUGCAAAGUUGCCUGUGAAUGUAGAAUAGUUUGAAGAAGGUUUUUGUUACCUUCCUAAAAAACUAAAGGAGGCUAUCAUGAAUCUUCAAAAUAGACUAAGUGUGCUAGAUGUGGACUUAGCAUCCCUUUUCAUCCCCUUCUAUGAAUACCCCUAUAUUAAGGGAGCUGGAAGGCAAACCACGCAUUUAUCAGGCUCCCCAGCAAGAAGGGGCUACGUGUGAUAUACAUUCCACCAAUGAGAUGAUGUCUUGCGAGAUCUGGAAGAUGGAGGUGAGAGAGAGUGCUCCUCCUCCUGCUAUGGAGGCUGGCCGGUAGAGUAGAUUCAUGUUGGUGUCUGUGGCCAGGAGGAUCCUCAUCUGAGGCUCUGGUCACCAGCUCCGGGAGCCUGAGGCAAGUAUAGUGGCAUCAGUGAUGGUAAUGGGCACAAGCUGCUUCCUGACCACCAGAUUUUAGCUACAGUCAUGUUAACCAGAACCAACUUCUCUUAGCUCUCUGAAAGAUCUUAUAAACUCUUAAUUCCCUGUAUUAAAUUUCUUUUUGACUGAACCAUCUAGAAUGGUUCCUGACUGGAACCAUUAUGCAUCUCUGACUGGUACAUUGAGUCUUAUCAAGAAUCUACUUUAACUCAGUUUUUUUCUAAUAAGAAGUUUAUCUGAUAACGUCUUUCUUAACCAAAAUAUUUUAAUCUAUUUACCUAGCUGCUCAAUUCUAAUUUCAAACACCCAGUUCACAUUUCAGGUGCUUAUUUGAUGUUUUUAAAUGAAUAAAUGUUAUCAGGUCACCUUCUGGGUUACCCGAUUCAUAAAAUAAUAACAUUCUUCCUGGCAAAAGUCCAACUUUCCAGCCAAUCUAAUAUAAGAUUCAUCAAAUUCCUCAAAGAUCUAUAAUCAAUAUAAAAUCCUUUUGAGCUUUAUAUGAUCUAUGCAUAGACAUAAUAACACAGCAUUAUUUUAGGUAACUUAAAUGUCAGUAUUACCACAGGUGCAACCAAAGCUUUAUUCAUGUCAUACCUACUUAGAGAAUUGAGAUUCUCUUUAAGUUGUUCUUCAACAAUAUUUAGUUAAAUAAAAUGACCCUCAUUAAACUCAUUUUUCAUCAAAAUCUAAAAAUACCAAAUUACAAAUUCGCGAAGACUUUCACUUACAUCUAUAAUCAAGGCACCAGCAUUAAAUUAUUCAUUAAUUCUUCUUUUGUUAGUUCUCUUCUUCAAAUAAAAAUUUUAAAUUAUGUUGAAUAUGAUUAUUUCCUCUUUAAAUAUGUUCCACCCUCAUUGUUAAUAAUCUUAUAAUCUGACUUAACCAUACUUUAAAGGUCCAGAUUGCAGAAAAACAAACUUUAGAACACUGGGACCAUGUGAAACAUUUAUCAGAUCUGUAGCUUUCUCAGUUUUGAAAUAUAAUGGAUACACAGAAGGAAACAAAUGGGAGCAGCUGAUGAAUUGAAUACUACUGAUGGGCGACCCAGUUAGUUUGCAUACCAGUAUCAUUUGCUCAGAUCUAUUUCCUUCCUAGAUUGUGAGGCUGAGCAGAAUAAAGCACCAGCCUGACACCAGCCCUUAGGACAGAGUCUUGUCUAUUGGAUGUGGUGGCCCCCGGAGGAAGCUCAAGACAGCCUUCUGACCUAUUCUGUUCAUCUUGGAAUUCGACACUAAAGUUUUCUCAAGACCAAGGGCCAUUAUAGGUUUGCUGAAGAAACAAUAGACAGCUGAGAAUAAGCUCUUCUUGAAAUGAUGCUAGUUACCUGGCAGUGGCUGAGCACCAUGGCUUGAUGUCCCCUGAGGAAAGGGCGUGGGUUACCCCCCGAGGAAAGGGUUACAAGAAAAGUAGACACGAAUCAUUUGGUACAACAUUUUUACAUCUUUGCUUUCCACAGACAGGGGAAGGAUUAUAUUGGGCCGUGUGUUCAGCAUCCUUUAUUAGAAAUACACUGAACUUUCACCUUUAAAAUGUGUCCAUUCUUCUUCCUUAGCCGGCAAUCCCAUCUUCGUGAUAGCAUUCACCCCUCCUAAAGCAUCUCUCUAGUUAUUUGGGGGACACUCA